GAAAAAUGUGAGGACCAGAAUCUGCAGGGCCUCAAAGACAAGUCCCCGAAGGCCAAAAAGAUGAAGAAGGAGAAGCAGAGGGAAGCCGAGCCGGCUGAGGCGGGCAAGGCGGAGACGUCCGAAGGAGCGGGGGCCGCCCCCGCCGCCCCCGAGGCCUCGGCCUCUCCCAAGCAGCGGCGCUCCAUCAUCCGGGACCGCGGCCCCAUGUACGACGACCCCACGCUGCCCGAGGGCUGGACGCGCAAGCUGAAGCAGAGGAAGUCGGGCCGCUCGGCGGGAAAGUACGACGUCUACCUGAUCAACCCCCAGGGUAAGGCCUUCCGCUCCAAGGUGGAGCUUAUCGCUUACUUCGAAAAGGUAGGGGACACCUCCCUGGACCCCAACGAUUUCGACUUCACGGUGACGGGCCGGGGCAGCCCCUCGCGGCGAGAGCAGAGGCCCCCCAAGAAGGCCAAAGCCCAGAAGGGCCCCGGGACGGGGCGUGGGCGGGGCAGGCCCAAGGGCAGCGGCUCGGCCCGGCCAAAGGCGGCUGCCUCGGAGGGCGUGCAGGUCAAGCGGGUGAUCGAGAAGAGCUCCGGCAAGCUGCUGGUCAAGAUGCCGUUCCAGCCGGGGCCGCCGGGGGGCGCUGGAGGGCCGGGGGGCUCGGCUACCACCUCGGCGGCCCCGGGGGCGGGCGGGCGGCGGCCCGGGCGCAAGCGGAAGUCGGAGUCGGACCCCCAGACGCUGCCCAAGAAGCGGGGGCGCAAGCCGGGGGCGGCGGCGGGGCCCGUGGGGCCGGUGGUGGCCGAGGCCAAGAAGAAGGUGGUGAAGGAGCCGUCCUUCCAGGCCGUGCAGGAGACGGUGCUGCCCAUCAAGAAGCGCAAGACCCGCGAGGCCGUGGCCCUGGAGGUUGCCCCACCGCCCCCCGAGCGCAGCCCCAAGGGACCCCGUCCCGGGCGCCGGAGCAAGGAGAGCAGCCCCAAGGGGCGAGGGGGCAACGCCGCCCCCGCCCCCCCCCCCCCCAGCCGGAAGGAGCCACAGCCGCCGCCCCCGCCGCACCAGCCGCCCCCCGAGCCUCUGGCCCGGCCCCCCGCCAGCCCCAAGGACAGCGUGAGCCCCCCCGAGGCUCAGGACUUGAGCAGCAAGGGGCAGCCGGAGAGCGACGGCUGCCCCAAGGAGCCGCCUAAGACUCAGCCGCCCGCUGUGCUCUACAAACACCGAGGGGAAGGGGAGCGCAAAGACGCUGUCUCCACCUCCUCCUCGGCGCCCCCGCCCGCCGCCCUGCCCCGGCCCAGCAGCAGAGACGAGGCGGUGGAUACCAGGACGCCUGUCUCGGAGCGCGUCAGCUGACUUUGGGCGGCCCACGGCUAGCGGGAUGGACGGACAGACAGACACACACACACACACCCCCCAAGACGAGAGGCAGCUGCUCCCGGGUAGGGCUCCGGCAAAGCACCUCCCCAGCCCCACGGCGCCCCCUGGCUUCCACCCCCCCUCCACUUCUCCCCCCUCCCCGUUUUUAAUACCAAGAAGCACAGUGAGGGGUGUGGACCCCCCCGGGUUGGAAGCCACUUUGCACUUUUUCUAUAAGAGAGGGGUGCCCCCCCCAGCUCCUUCCUCGAUGCUUUGCUGCGUAUACUACUGACCAGGCCAGCUGUUUGGGGGGGCUGCCCCCCCCAGCUCCUGAACACCCCCACCGGGCGGGAUGAAGGGGGGGACCGUGUGUGUAGAGCCCCCUCUCCCUCUCCAGUGCCAUGUAACGUCGUCGUCUGUUCUUCAGUAUCGAUCCGUGUUCGUUUUGGUAGGGCCCACGUAGUGUGUGAGAGUGAGGGGGAACCAGCCCCUCUCCCCCAGACUCCGAACAAAGCAGGGGGCUCAGAGCCUGUUCCUCCCGCAGGGUGGGGGAGCCGGGCCGGAGGGGCCGAGGAACGACAACGUUCUUCCACUUCUUUCUCAACGUUACUAGCUUAGGAAACCAUUUGCA
This is a messenger RNA of Terrapene triunguis (Three-toed box turtle), 1963 nucleotides long. Its product is annotated as methyl-CpG-binding protein 2. Gene Ontology annotation, molecular function: methyl-CpG binding; chromatin binding; double-stranded methylated DNA binding. Gene Ontology annotation, biological process: negative regulation of transcription by RNA polymerase II. The transcript has 2 exons. Gene Ontology annotation, cellular component: heterochromatin; nucleus. Bases 61 to 1329 code for a protein of 422 amino acids. The record is from RefSeq and is a predicted model, not a curated record. Lineage: Eukaryota; Metazoa; Chordata; Testudines; Emydidae.